Messenger RNA from Magallana angulata, 5596 nucleotides. RefSeq names its product synaptonemal complex protein 2-like. The transcript has 32 exons. The record is from RefSeq and is a predicted model, not a curated record. Lineage: Eukaryota; Metazoa; Mollusca; Bivalvia; Ostreida; Ostreidae. Bases 192 to 5003 code for a protein of 1603 amino acids.
GUUUACAAAGAAACUCGCACGUAGCAGAUUAUGGAAACAUCCAACCCUUUGAGAGACCAAAAUUUCGAGAAGAAUCAACAAAUUGAUGUCGUUAAAUGAAACAGACAAAAUAUCUUAGGUCUGCAGAUCGUUUUGAUCAUUGUAAAAAUAUCAGUCAAGAGCAGGCGUCUUCAACAGAUUAAAGACAGAAAAUGUUCAACGCAGUAAAAGAAUAUUUAGAAAAAGGGGCAGAGAAGUGGGAUGCAGACACUGAAAGAUUUUUAAGACAGAAAUUAGAAAAUGCAUGCGUUCAGUCUAAAAGAUUUGGAAAGGAUGCAGAAGAGCUUCGAAGUUUGCAAGAAAUGCUGUAUGUACUCUACACAACUCUUUCAAACAGUGAUAUGGCCAAAAGGGUCAAGAAAGUUGGAUUUGACAGAAUGAUUGGAAAGUGUUUUGAUGAAGCUCUUUCAAAAGAACACCAGGAGAGCAAAGAAUGGGAAGUGAUAGAGGAACAGCUCUUGGAUGUUGUCAAUGCCAUUGCAGAGGGCUUGACAGAUGACAAAGACAGUUUUUUGUUGGAAUUUUGUCCAAAGUGUUUAGACCUGGUUUUGAAAAGACAGACAAAUUAUCUUCAUGGCAUAGAGGUUCUUAAAGGAUGCAACAUGAUUCUUGAAAACUGCACAUUGACUACAAAAGAAAAGAUAUUACAGAGGACUGAUAAUGCUAACAAAUUGAAAGCCAUUGCAGCAAAAUUAGAGACACUAGGAGAUUAUGAGUGUCAAGUUGGAAUACUGGAGUGCUUGUUCAGAAUUAUUCCAAGGAAGCAAAGAAGAGAAUAUGCCACACAUUUUUUUCAUCGCCAAACCAUUCUUGACAGGUUCAUGCUUAUAAAAGAUGCUCAGUUUGAAACAGACUGCAGAAUCUUUUUGAAUGAAUACAAUGCUUCCAUACCCAACCAACUUGUUUAUUCCAUCCCUUGUACUCGUGCUGUAUUAGGCAACAAAGAGCUGGUCAAGCCUAAUGAUGAAGAAUAUGAACAGUUUUGGGUAGAUUUUAACACAGGAACAAAGAGAAUCACAUUGUUUUGUGAACAAAGCAGUAAUUCAGAGAAUGAUUGUGACUUCUGGGAAACAAUUUCUAUAAGAAAUGAAGAUGUUGCAGAAAUCAAGCUGCAAAAGACAAAGAUAACCACAAACCUUGAAAUAGUGUUUGAAAAACCAAUAAGAAUUUUGUUUCCAAGUCAAGCAUCAGUAGAUGGACAGCACAUGCAAAUCCACUUUGCAUCUGAUACUGACAUUGAGCUUGUGGUUGAGCAGACUCUUCCAGAUUGUUGUAAUGUCAUUCAGAGUUCACAAAAAGUUUCUACAGUGGAGUUUCCUGUAAAAAUUCAAAGAGAUUUCUCUCAGGAAGUAACAAUACCAAAACCUACAGAGAAAAACACACACAAAGCUUCCAGUCCCUGUACACCAAUGCAUCUUGUACAAGACAACUGGAGGAGGGAAAGAAAAGAUAGUGGACCAUUGCGCACAGAUACUCUACAGGAGGAACAGAAAAAGAGACCAGUCAAACAGGCAGCAGUUAGAGUGAGCAGCAAGAAAGGAUAUAGUUCAUCUGUAUCAUCAAAGGCAUCUCAUACAGCAUCUCCACUAAAGAUAUCAUCAGAAACUUUCUAUUCAAAUGUUCAAAGCAAAAGAGAACAUAAAGUGACCACCCCAAAGAUACCAGCUGUUGGUAAAAAGAAGAAAGUUAAAACACCUGUUGUAACUGUUACCCCACCAGUCAAAAAGUUUAAAACCAAUGUUGAAGCUGGGAAAAGAGGGAGCACAAAAACUCUGAAUGACAGGGAAAAGAAAACUGAAAUGAAACAACAGAGACUUCAGAGUACAUCCACAAAUUCAUCUAAAGAAAAGAAGGUAACAAUUGGUAAAUCAACAUCCACAAAUGUCCCUGAAAACAAAAAUGAUAUGUCUGAUUUAGACAUUGAUGAAGAGUUACUUCUCAGUGAAAUGGAUGAUGCUGUUGAGGAUCUGCAAAUUCUUGACAAAAAAGAGCAAGACUGGGAGAAAACUGACAGAUCACAAACUGAAAACAGCAAAAAUAUGAAAAAUAUUAAAUAUACUGAGACAGGUCAAUCAAAAUUGAAGCAUUCUAGUGAACAAGAAAAGGACACUGCUUUGGAUAUCAUUGGGAGCAAAUAUUCAAAUGCCGAUGAUCAUAUUUCUUCUAAAAAGGAGAAUGUUUUACAAAAGGACAUUUUUAAAAAUCCUCCCAAAAAAUUGUGCAACACUGGUAGAGAAUGUGACAAAAUUGAAACAACAGUUUCCCCAGUGAAUGACUGUAAAAGAGGAGUAAAACAAAUUGCUAAAAGUGAUGCAGGAGUUGAAGAAAAUAUGAUUCAACCAACUGAAGUAGAUUCUGUAGAUUCUGAUGCUGAUGAUUGUCUAAUGACCAAUGUUUGUAUGUAUACAGAGUCAGAUAUAGACAGUACCAGAGAUAGUAAUAGUCAACAAGAGACUGAAAACCAGCAAUGUGCUGUAGGGAAAAGAAGUAGGAAAUGUGUGCAACAAAAUGUGCCAAAUAACUCUGGUAUCAAUGAAAGUGAGGAAAAAGACAAAAAACUGCAGGGGACAAAAAGAAGGCCUACCAAAACCUCCAUUAAGAAGCAGGUAUCUCCUGUUGUAGAGUUACAAAGACUAGAAACAAUAGAGAGAAACCCAGUAAACAGUACAGUACCCACUAAAGAGGAGGAGCCAAUGGAUAAAAAGUCUGUUCAACCCAGCAAGAAGCGUGGUCGACCAAAAGGUUCCAAGAAAAAAGAAGCAAAAGCACCCCCUGCAUCAAGUAAAACACAGAAAAGCACAACUGGGAAAGGUGUCUAUGCUUUAACAGAUAAAACCAAGCAGUGUUCAGACAAUCUUCCCAUGACAGAUACUGCUGUGUUUGAAUGGAAAGAUGAAGAUGAGGAAGAAAGUAAUUCUAAAGUUAUUCAGACAAUUUCAAAAUCUGCUCCACUUGUGGAUGUAGUAGAUUCUGACCAAGAAAAUGAAAUAGAUGUUAUUCAAGAGAGCCAAGAGAAUGCCAAAUAUACAAAUGAUUGUGCAAGUAAUAAAAGUCUGGCCACAGAUCUUAGUUUUAAAGAAAGCCCUUGGUAUAAGUGCAUGCCUCAACAUUCCAAAUACAACACUAAAUGGUUUAAGACGUAUGGCAAAGUGAGGGGUAGUCAGAAAGUACAAACUGCAAGUAAUAAAGAUGUAGAUUUUUGUGGCGAUAGCCCAGCAGUCAAGAAAUACUCUCAGCAAGUCACAAAGACACUGUCAGUGCAGAUGACAUAUUCGUCACAGUGUGUGUCCUCUCCAGGUGGAGAUGCUGGUAAUGAUCCUUACAUUUUCGACGACAAUUGUUCAGAAUACAGCAAUAACUUGAUGAUGAACUCAAAGAAAACCAAGCCAAAACAAAUCAAUCAGAAAUCUGUGAAGAGAGGAAAGGGAAGGGGUAGGAAGAAGACAGAUUCCCCAGAUUAUGUGUACAAAGACGUGCAUACUGGUAGACAGAAUAAGUCAAACAAAGUUUAUGGUGAGAGACAAAAAGCAUCCAAGAAGGAAGACAGCCUGAACAGCUAUGAUGUUAUAAAGCAGAGCAGGAUCAGUAAAUAUAACCACACUGAUGAGGAAAAUAUAGUUUCAUUAUAUCAGAUGGAAAAUACCUGCCAAAUGGAAAGACAACAAUCUAAACCAAAGCCGAAGAAUUCUGGUGCAAAUAAAACUAGUCAAAGGCGCAGUAACAGACAAAAAGAAUCUGAUGAGGAUGACUAUGCCAUCUCCUGUAUUCCAAGUCCUGAAGAAGCAUUUGAUGAAGGUUCUUUGUCAGGUUCUCCCUUGGAAUCCCAGAAUGUCCCUGGGAGUUGUAUGGAUAAUUGGAAACAAACAAAAGGUUACUCAUUUAUGGAAGGAAAAAGUGAAGUACAGAAAUAUGCUGUUGAUACAGGAGAAAUGCCUAGUCCUUCUGAAAGUCCAGUCCCAAGGAAAAAGCAGAAAAGAAGUAAUAGGUCAAAGAUGAUACAGAAUUUAGAAAACAGUCCAGCCAACACUGCCCAGCCUACAACCCCCGAGUCUAUUUUAUCAAAAUUCAGACAGAGUUGUCAGAAAUUAGUCGAAGAAUCAUGUUGUUCAGAGGAAAAUGUAGCCUCAAGACUGCAGACUCCCCUUCUAGCUGUAAGUCCCUAUGUUGGGCGAACUGAAAAAGAUGAGGUAGAGAAUGAGAUUGAUUGCUCCCAAAGAUCAGAGAAAAGCCAAAGCCAAGAAUCCAUUGAAAGUGAACCAAGAUGUUUAAAAAGGAAGCACAAAGCAAAAGAAAACAGUUGUCUGGCUGAGGAGGAUAUAGUUGUGGAUAAAGGCUUGCAGAUGAAUUGGUUGCAGAGGAUCCAGGCAGCACACAGAUACAAAACAAGUGAUGAUGACAAGGAAAAUAUGUCUAUAUCCAUUAGUACAGCUUCAUCCCAGGAAGUAGAAAGUGUUGUAUCAGAAAAGAUCAGUUCCUUUGGAGUUGAAAUACAAAACCACAUGCAGGCAAAGAAAAAACAACUUGACUGCAUGACAAAGGAUGUUCUUAGAUCUCUCAUGAAAAUAUGCUCAAAGUCAAGCAGAGAAACGAGGGAACAGAGAACUAAGUAUAUUGAAAAAUUUCAACACAUUGUGUUAGAAGAGCUGAAGGCAAUAGAAAAGGAUGUGUCAAGUUUGAAGAAAACAGAGGAUGAAUGCAUGCUUUAUUUUGAGAAAAAACUGCAAGAGAUCCAAAGACAUACCUGUUCCCAAGAAAAGAGUAUCCAUAAUUUGAUGGCAGCAAAAGAAGUAUUUAUGGAAGAAAUGCAUCAUUGUGAAAAAUAUACAGAUAAAUCACAGUUGAAAGCACAAUAUUCCAUCAAGAAAGAGCUUGAAGCAAUGAAGACCAGAUUAGUAUCGAAAAAUCAACAGGAUGAGUUAGAAAACAUAAAGAGAUGUCUGCAGCAAUCCUUCUCUGUCGGAUGAUAAUGAUCACAAAAGAGACAGACAAAAUCUAUUUGCGUUUUAUUUAUACUCAAUAACAACACAUUAUGCAAGUAUCUUGCAUGAGAAUCAAUAUGUUUUAAAAUCACAAUCAUAGCAAAUUGUAUAUCACAAGAUAAGGUCAGUCGUGUUUCCAGCAAACAAUUAUGCAACUGAAAACUCUUAAGACUAUGUGGUAAUGGAAGAGACGCAAAAAGGCCAAAUUAAAAUGUCUUAAAACUGUUUCUGAUAUCAAAGUUCAUGGAAAAGGGGCAUAGCUAUAAUGUUUACAAUAAUGUACAUUCAUUCACUAGUUGCAAUUUAAUUCCUGAAAGCUUUGUGCUGCCACAAACAACAUUCCAGCACAUUCAUAUAUGUAAACAUUGAUGUUUGUAAACAUCGAUUAUAACGUUAAGAGUAUGUAUUUUUUACACUGAAUAUACAGUUAAGAGUAGGUAUUUAUGUAUGCGUAUUUUAUGAAACAUGGAGAAAAAACAAAUCUACAUAUAAAUUAUCUGUUGACUGAUAUUUUUUAUUGUUAUUUAUACAUGUCUUUUGUUUUUGUUUGUAGUGAAUAAAUUAUACAUAAAGUUUGA